Messenger RNA from Prorocentrum cordatum, 315 nucleotides. The record is from the annotation of a GenBank genome assembly. Lineage: Eukaryota; Dinophyceae; Prorocentrales; Prorocentraceae.
GCGGACAGCUCCAGGCUCGCUGGAGUUGCCAUCGAAGCGCCAGGGGUCCCAGCCUUCGGUUUGGUGAGCGCUUAUUUUCAGGCUUCUGUGGGUCUCAACGAGACCAACCUAAAUCUGCUGGCCACCAUCGGCCAGACCCAAGAUCUCGCAGGCAAGCCUCUCAUUGUCGCUGGUGGUUUUAAUUUGCAGCCAGAGAGGAUUCAGAAAGGCACGGAUUUUCUCACUCGUGCUACGAUGUCGGUUGCGGCGCCCGCCGCGGCCACCUACUACACUAAGAAGACGAAGUCGACCAUCGACUUCUUUAUACACAGCCAG